ACGAUACUGUAGUUACCGUGAAUAACUAAAGCUGUCAAGCUUAGAGGCUACCUGAAACCACAAGAUGUUGCGGCUUUUUGCUUUAGUGGCGACUCUUUCAUACCUGACAGCUGCAUCGGACCGCGUCCCUCGCAGCUGUGGCACUUGCGACCCCAGCCUCUGCGAUCCUCUCCCCGCCGACGGCUGCCAGUUCGGCACGCUGCAGGACUCCUGCGGAUGCUGCUCGCAGUGCGCGGCUGGCCCGGGCGAACCUUGCGGCGGACGCGGGUCCGUGGCGAAGCGCUGCGCCUCCGGACUCGAGUGCGUGAAGAACGACAAAGUGAAAAAGAGUAAACUCGGUGUUUGCAUCUGCAAGAGUGACUACGAAGUGUGCGGCACUGACGGCGUCACGUACAAAACCGGCUGUGAUUUGAAAGCUGCCAGUUUAAAAGCCGUGAGCGAGGACCAGCCUGAAAUUAAAGUCCAAAAUAAAGGGAAAUGCGCUCAAGCUCCGGUCAUCGUCACAGCACCUGCGGAAGUGUGGAACGUCACUGGCUCCCAGGUCUACCUGAGCUGUGAGGUCAGCGGCAUCCCCACCCCUGUGCUUACCUGGAAGAAGGUCUCCAGCAUCAAAGGAAGGGCGGACAUGCUCCCGGGAGACAAGGACAACCUGGCCAUCCAGACCCGCGGGGGCCCAGAGAAACACGAGGUCACCGGCUGGGUGCUGAUUUCACCCCUCACUGAGUCGGAUGAGGGGACAUACGAAUGCCAUGCCGCCAACUCCAAGGGAGAGGCGUCGGCCGUGGGCACCAUCCACGUGGUAGCCUCCGUCGAGGACAUCCCCACCAAGAAAGUCCCAGCAGCCAAGGAUGAGGAGCUGUGAGGCGUUUGCUGAUCGCCCCCUGGUGGUGGCUCUGGAGUGGAACACUCCCCCAUCACACCUGCACUGUAACGAGUCCCAGCUUCUGUUUCCCUUAUGCUUCCCUGCUCUGGUCUUUUUUUUUUAUUUAGACAAAAAGCUGAAUUAUUUCUUUAAGAAUGUGCCUGUGUAACUGCUUACUGUGGGAGAGGUCAGAACACCUGAUCAGAACACCCAAGCUGCCCAACUGACAAAAGCGUGUCAAUUUGCACUUCAUGGAAUGGUUUGUCUUUACAAGGCCAGGUUCAUCACUUUUCAUGUACACCAGCUGUGAGAGAAUGAGAUUAAAUAUGAAUUCGUUACACAGCAACAUCUCAGGAGAGGUAAGUACACAGAGGUUUAACUCCUUAGUUGCCAGUGAAAGCACAUAACCACAGAGGGGUUGUGCUCUACCAAAGCAACCUCACAGAAGAGACUUCAGCUGGUCGUUAUGUGUUAAGGGGAAGAGGGGCACAAGUAUAUGACCUCAUAACCCCACAGUACACACAAGACAUCAUUAGCUACAGAAAUAAGACAGGUUGAGGAUAUUCAAUAACAUGAAACAAGUGAAUGGUUUUAAGAUGGUUAAAGAUGGGAUUUGUGUCCGAGGGCACAAAAAUUCAAAAAUUGGAAGGGAAAUCCGUGUGUGAAGCUUGUAUUCUACAAGGGAUUCUGGGUAAACUUUGUUCUUUUCCCGGUGUAUUUCCAUAAUCAUUUAGAAAUAAAUCUCCAUUUUAAGUCAGUCACUGAAUGCCAAUAAUCCUGUACAAUAAAUCAAAAGCAAUUUUAAUUGACGGACCCUACACACAUACUGAACUAUUGGUGCUAAUACUGUUUACCUGUGACGUAACAGUUCACAGACAGGUCAUACUCAGUGCUUGUGUAGGUUGUUACUCAUUCUAACUGAAGAUGAGGGAUUCAGCCAUGGCUUUUAAAAUACCAAAUAUAAAGACCCAUGAGAACUGUACCCAUGUGUAAUCACGCUUGAUGUAUGGACUACUAAUAAAGUUCUUUUUUAAUGAUGUAAUGCACAUACUUUUUUCCACUAAUAAAUUUA
Molecule: messenger RNA, 1934 nt
Organism: Megalops cyprinoides (Indo-Pacific tarpon)
Lineage: Eukaryota; Metazoa; Chordata; Actinopteri; Elopiformes; Megalopidae
Product: insulin-like growth factor-binding protein 7
Exons: 5
Coding region: 65-862 (265 amino acids)
Biological process (GO): regulation of signal transduction; regulation of cell growth
Cellular component (GO): extracellular region
Molecular function (GO): insulin-like growth factor binding
Source: RefSeq, a predicted model, not a curated record